AUGAAGUUCAAUCCACGAGUGUCGAGCAGCCGCCGCAAGAGCCGCAAGGCUCAUUUCACGGCGCCAUCCAGCCUCCGCCGUGUUCUCAUGAGCGCGCCUCUCUCCGCCGACCUCCGCGCCAAAUACAACGUCCGCUCUAUGCCGGUGAGGAAAGACGACGAAGUUCAGGUCGUUCGUGGUACCUUCAAAGGCCGUGAAGGUAAGGUUACGCAGGUUUACAGGCGUAAGUGGGUGAUUCACAUCGAACGCAUCACAAGGGAGAAAGUGAAUGGAUCUACCGUGAAUGUUGGUGUUAACCCUUCGAAGGUUGUUAUCACGAAGCUGAGACUCGAUAAGGAUAGAAAAUCGCUUCUUGAUAGGAAGGCGAAGGGACGUGCUGCUGCUGAUAAGGAGAAGGGUACCAAGUUUGCUCCUGAGGAUAUUAUGCAGAAUAUUGAUUAG
This is a messenger RNA of Lathyrus sativus (Indian pea), 441 nucleotides long. Lineage: Eukaryota; Viridiplantae; Streptophyta; Magnoliopsida; Fabales; Fabaceae. The record is from the annotation of a GenBank genome assembly.